UUUGGAGGUAUUCGAUUAUAUAUGCAGGAGUUGAUUGCUAUUACCCAGAAGGCCUUACAAUCGCAGUCUUGGAAAAUGAAAGCCCAGGGGUGCAAUUGCUAUGGCAUCAAUUGCAAAACAAACAAGCUCUCUAGUACCUCCAUAUCUGGGAAUGAUACUGAGUGCUUUGGUGCAAGGCCUGGCUGGAAGAACAUGGGCAGGAAAGGAAGAACUACUAAAAGCCAUUGCCUGUGUGGUGACAGCUUGCAGUACAGAGUUAGAGAAGUCUGUGCCCAACCAACCCACCACAAAUGAAAUUCUUCAGGCUGUCUUGAAGGAGUGUUGCAAAGAGAAUCUCAAAUAUAAGAUUGUAGCAAUCAGCUGUGCAGCUGAUGUUUUGAAAGCCACCAAGGAAGACAGAUUCCAGGAGUUUUCUGAUAUUGUCAUACCCCUCAUCAAGAAGAACUCACUUGAAAGCAUGGGAGUUCGGAGCACCAAAGGUGAAGAUGAAAAUGAUAAGGAAAGAGAGCUGCAGCUGGAGUCUCUGCUGGGUGCCUUUGAGAGCUUGGGCAAAGCCUGGCCCAGGAACCCAGAAACCCAACGUUGUUAUCGUCAGGAGCUGUGCAAACUGAUGUGUGAACGACUAAGACUCAGCACAUGGAAAGUGCAGCUAGGUGUCCUCCAGUCGAUGAACGCCUUUUUCCAGGGGUUAAUGCUUUUGGAGGAAGAACAUGCAGAUUCUGAAGCUCUGGCUGAAAUUCUUCUUGAAACUUGUAAAUCAAUUACUUACUCUUUAGAAAAUAAGACCUACUCAUCUGUGAGAACAGAAGCUUUAUCUGUGGUAGAAUUGCUGCUUAAAAAACUUGAAGAAGCUAAACAGUGGGAAAGUUUGACGGCGGAAUGUAGAAGACUUUUGGUUGAGUCUUUAGCUACUAUGGAGACAGACAACAGACCUGAGCUGCAGGAGAAAGCCACAGUAUUGAAGAAAACACUUGAAAGUCUGGAAUGAAUGAGAAUGGGAAAAAACAAACAAGUGCCAUGUUCUUUUGGGAUUGGAAGUUUGGAAAUGGUGGUAUUCUUUAAAAACCAAGGUGGGGGGGGUGGGAGUAAAGAUUACUCUGUAGCAUGCAUCAUUCCUUGGCUGAAAUAAAAAAAAAAAAAAAAAAAACCCUUAAAUUUUGCUCCUUUUAGCUUUAUUUUACUUGUCUUUAAAGUAUGUGGGCUAAAUGAGCUUAAUAGAACUUGGGUUUUCAAAA
Messenger RNA from Phodopus roborovskii (desert hamster), 1235 nucleotides. RefSeq names its product proteasome adapter and scaffold protein ECM29-like. The record is from RefSeq and is a predicted model, not a curated record. The transcript has 8 exons. The coding region runs from base 101 to 988 and encodes 295 amino acids. Gene Ontology annotation, cellular component: nucleus; cytoplasm. Gene Ontology annotation, molecular function: molecular adaptor activity. NCBI's taxonomy places the organism in Eukaryota, Metazoa, Chordata, Mammalia, Rodentia, Cricetidae.